AGCAGUAGAGUAGAGCUCUGUGUUUCACCGCGGAGAGGACGACUCAGAGGGUUUUUUUUGUGGACUCCAGAAAACAAGCAGAUCGAUUGCGUUCUCAGCUGGAGGUUAAUCAAAGAGUGCGUCCGCAGGCUGCUGGAACUAAAUAUACACACUUUUCCUUGUUUCAACAAACUUGAGUGCAACUGAGGCUGCCCUUGGACUCAGGGGUGUGAGUGUGUUAAACAUGGGAGACCAGAGGUCAGUCCAGCCCCUGCUGCUUCUGCUGCUGCUCCUCACGCUCCUCGCCGGGAUGUCACAGCUGUGGGCCUUCCCCUUCAGCCCGUCCCUGGACCUGGAUGUCACUCCCAGGACUACUGUCUUCCUGAAAGGUCUGUUGGGCAGCAACCGUUUCUCCGGCGCCUCCCAGAACUACAGCACCCUGCUGCUGGAGGUGGAGGCCGGGCUGCUGUACGUGGGAGGGAGAGGAGCUCUGUACGCGCUCAACACCUCCGACAUCUCCACACCUGCAAACCUCACGAUUGAUUGGGAUGCUUCCCCCGAGCAGAAGAAACAGUGUCUCAACAAAGGAAGAGACAACAAGACAGAGUGUUACAAUCACAUCCGCUUCCUGCAGCGGUACAAUGAGACUCACCUGUACGCCUGCGGGACAAACGCCUUCAGACCUCUUUGUGCUUAUAUUGAUGCAGAGCGCUUCAGCUUCUCCUCAGGCUUUGACGAGGGCAGAGAUAGGUGUCCUUAUGACCCAGCUAAGGGAUACACGGGCCUCCUCGUAGACGGCGAGAUGUUCACGGCGUCUCAGUACGAGUUUCGAAGCUCUCCAGACGUACGCAGAAACUUCCCCUUCCCCACGCUCAGGACGGAGGAGGCCCCCACCAGGUGGCUUCUGGAUGCAGACUUUGUGGGCUCGGUGCUGCUGAAGGAGAGCAUCAACAGCUCCAUCGGCGACGAUGACAAGAUUUACUUCUUCUUCACGGAGAAGAGUCAGGAGCAGAUCGCCUACCCGAGCCAGACCAAGGUGUCGCGGAUCGCUCGAGUCUGCAAGACGGACUGGGGCGGUCAGAGGACCCUGCAGAGGAAGUGGACCACCUUCCUGAAGGCCAGGAUGGUGUGUUCGGUCCCCGAAUACGAGCUGCACCUCAACAUCCUGCGCAGUGUGUUUGUCCUGCAGGGUCGAGACGCUCAGAGCAGCGUCUUCUACGGCGUCUUUGGACUCGAAUGGAAGAACAUCAAAGCGUCUGCGAUCUGCCAGUACGCCUUCUCAGAUGUGCAGAGGGCUUUCGAGGGGCCGUACAUGGAGGUGCAGGACUCGAAGUGGAGGGAGUACACGGGGAAAGUCCCGGAGCCGAGACCUGGAUCUUGUAUAACAGAUCUGCACAGGUCCAAGGGCAUCAACUCCUCUCGAGAUCUCCCCGACAACGUCCUCACUUUCGCCAGAAGGCACCCACUCAUGGCCAGUCAGGUGCACCCCAUAGGCGUGCGCCCACUCAUGUUCAAGAGGAGCGUCAACUAUGUCAAGAUCGUCGUGCACAAAGAGCCGGCGCUGGAUGGGAAAAUUUAUACCAUUCUGUUUUUGGGAACAGAUGACGGCUGGCUGCACAGAGCUGUAGACAUCGAUGGAGAAAUGCACAUAAUGGAAGAGCUGCAGCUGUUUGAUAAACCUCAGCCCAUAGAGAGCGUGGUCUUAUCCUCCGCUCUGCGGAGCAUCUACGUCGGCUCUCGCUCUGGAGUCGUGCAGGUGGCCAUGUCGGCCUGUCAGAGGUACACUUCCUGUUACGACUGCGUCUUUGCCAGAGAUCCGUUCUGCGGCUGGGACGGGAGGCAGUGUGUGGAAAUCUCUUCACGUGCACAGAGGUCAAAUAUAACCCAGGACAUCUCGAGAGGGAUCAGAGGCUGCAAGGAGAAUUCAGGAAAUGUGGUUCAUCGAAGGCGUUCUGUGAUGUCAGGCGACGACGUGCUACUCCAGUGCGAGCUGCGGUCCAACCUGGCGACCCCGCGCUGGACUCUUAACGGCAAAGAACUGCAGGGAUACGGACUCAAUUCGGGCUACCGCAUCGGCACAGACGGCCUCCUCAUCAUCGGAGCUCGAGCCCAGCAGAGCGGCUCGUACCGCUGCUUCGCCGUCGAGAACUCCGUCUCGGUUCUGGUGUAUUUUUACACGGUCAAGGUGCACACCGACCCGUACUUCCCCGUGGAGCCGACAGCAACAACAAACCCCACGACGGUUUCCAGCCCAACAGUUUUCUCCACAACCACCCCCACCGAGCAGCCCCUCCCCUCGCCUCCGGCCCCAAUGCCGUCAAGACCGGAGUAUCAGACCUACAGGCACAUGGAGGCCGUGUACAUUUCCCUCGUGGCGGUCCUCGGAGGGCUUUGCCUGGUGCUCAGCGUGGUGUUGCUUUACAUCAGCUUCUGCAGCAGACGAGCAGGAGCUCAGGACAGGAAGUUCUCCCAGCAGGGGCUGCAGAUCUUAGGGGGCUCUGAAAGAAAAAGGAGCUCCCAUCUGGAACUGAAAACCAUCUCCAGCCACUGCAACGGCCGCCAGGGUCGUCGCUCCAUCUCCGUGCCGACCUUCGGGGACAUGGGCGACGGGUUCAUCCAGAUAGUUCCAGGCGAGGGGGGGUUCUCUCCAUGCAAAACGCCUCCCCCUGCACCUCCUCUUCCAAUGCCGCCCCCUCUUCCCAACGUGGACUACGCAAACGGGCUCUCUGCCACGCUGCCCAGCGUGCUGAGGAAGAUGAACGGGAACAGCUACGUACUGCUGCGGCAGGCCGAUCCGGACGGCAUGUCCCCGCUUUACCACUCCUUCACAGAGGAGCUCAACAGGAUCCUGGAGAAGAGGAAACACACACAGCUGGACUUGCAGCCCGAUGAGAGCUCCAUCUAGGACAAUCGCUCAGUUUGUUGUACCACUGUUAUUUAUUUUUUAACCCCAAUGGUGACCCAUCACGUUGUGGGGAGUAUCAACUGUUGUAUCCAACGCUGCUGUCAUUUAUCCAGUGUCAGAGUUCCUGCAGUGUCCUAACUGGUUGGAGAUGUGCAGCUUCCUUUGUCUCCCAAAUUUCACUUCAAGAAGGUCAAAGUUGGAGCUGUGGAAAUAUCUACCAUCGACUGCACGGUUACAAAUAACACCGGGUAGAGCGCUAAAGGAUGCUACCUCAGUGUAGACUCUCUGGAGACUUGAGAAAAAAUGCCGGUAGGAUGAUGAAAAAACGUGCAAAAGGAGCUAAAUGGGACAUGGAUACAGAAAUAAAUCAGGCCAGGAGGUAGUCAUGAAAGUUUCCAGACUUUUUUUAGUGCAAUGUAUUAUAACGCUUCUAUGGAGCUUCAAGUGAUAACACCUCCUGAAAUCUAUCUUUUGUGCAUUGUUACACGGCUAAGAAUAUUUCCUACCUUCUGCCUAACUUAACCCCCCCCCCCCCGAAACCUGACAGCAAAUCCAGCACAAAGUUUUUUUGUGGUAGCUGUUUCGUCGUGGUAGACCUCCCCUGGUUUCGGGAAUUUCAGUGUUCAUUUAUGACCAAAAAUUGUUACACAGUCAGGAACAAUGGAACGACGAAAUUGGCGAGCAUCCCAUCUACUGGUGUGUGGAUACGGCGGCUAAUGAGGAAGCUACCCGUCUACCUGAGUGACUCUCAGCUCCUCCUAUGAACUCACUCAUCCAUCAUGUUUAAUGAUGUUAUUUUAGACAAGCUCAAGUAUAUGUGAGCAUCCAACAAGAUGGACAAGCAGAGAAGAAGAUUAUGCUACACAAUGGUUAGCAUCAUUUCACAUUUUGACAUUUAAGACUUUUUUUAAUCGAACCCAUUGUUAGGCUGCGAGUACUGUAACAUUUGUUUUCUUCAUUUAUUCAUAUCACAAUUAUUGCCAUGCAUUUUUUAAUCUGAAAUUGAGGAAAAUUGUUAAGAAUUUCAAUCAUAAUUACCAAGAGCCAUGGGAUAUUUUUCGAAGUGGUGGUAUUGGCGACCAACAAUCUACAACAUUCAAAUAUGAAAAGCUUACUAUGUGACUUUUAGAGCAGAUUUCAAACCAAACAAAUGUUCUCCUUGGACACACUUCCUGUAUCCCUCAGCUCCGCCUCCACACUUCCUCUGUCCUCCUUUCCUGCUCAACAGACAGACUCUUCAGGCCAAAGAAAUUAUUUUCUGAGGUUUGGAAACUCUGUCAGUUGUACUCUGAUGUGGACACUCCCUCAUUAUGUUCCUAGUUACAUCGUCCCUGAGUUGGCUGAGCCGUCACUCGUCCCCCACGUAGAGCGGUUGGAGAGGGAGCAGUUCACAAAAACAUGUAUGAAACAUACUUGAGCCGCUCAAUGACACAUGUACAAGCUGAAGGUAGCGCCGUCCCGUCCAUGUGAACACAGAGCUGAGAACAACAAACCCAUUGGGAGUUCUUUAGAAGGUCAUUACUCCACAGUGUAUUUAAGUCAGGUCCAUGUGAUUUUUACUUUAUCAGUGUGAAUUUUGCUUAUGAAGCCUUUAAAGGGAAACAUUACCAGAUCCUCAAAAAUAUAGAAGCUCAAACCAACGAGCGUCUCACACAUUCAUGACCCUUUUUUUGUUGUUGAAUCCAAUUAGACUACAGGUACAACCCUUAUUGUGUCUUUAUAGGAGCAUGUUCGGUUCUUAGAAGAUACAUUUUACUUGUAUAAUCACUUCAAGAAGCCAAAUCUGUUACAGUACACAAGAGCUCAGGUGGUACAGUGCGACGAAUCUCACAUUUCAACUUUAAAACACAGUUUCUUGACUUUCCUCUGUCCUUGUGUGAAUCGUUUUAACUGCAUCACUGUUAUAUAUGUUUGUAGCAAUACAGUAUUGUGUCAGUGCCAAUGAAACAACAUCUGUAGCAAACUCAAAUUCUGAUUUCUUCCUGUUUUUGAAAGGCAGCUUGAGCAGUGUGUUAAAGAGCAGUGGUUAGUUUGUGGUCAGAUUGAUUGAGUCUAUUGUCGACCUCAGGCUAGAUUCAAGGCCCGGGGAGGCUGAAAGAAAACUAUGACACACACACUAGAAACAAACAGACGAGAUGCUGUUAAGAAAACGCUUGCUCGCUUGUUCUAUAUUUAAACUGCUAAACACAGUUAUACUCUGUCUCUGUCAGCCUGAAGCUUUGUUUUUUAGAUCACUCAUCAAACCUUGAAGAUGUCGCUCCUACCUUAGACAUCAAGAUUUAUAGUUUCACACCAAGAGAUUUAAAAAAGAAAAGAAACACAGGAUUAUUUUAGUCAUGUUGAAAAGUGCAAAAAUGAUUUUUAGGGAGAUGUGUGCGUUCUUUGCCGCAGAUGGGCUGAAUCAGAGCAGAGGAGACCUUCGCUCAUGCAACCUCAGUGUUUACCUUACAUUAGAGCAUUGCCAAAACAACAAGAGCUGCAAGGUGAACAGCGCUGCGAUUGAAUAUCACAUGUAGAACUUGAGAGGGAAGUGACCGAAAUGAAUCUCUAAGUGGUCUGUAAACGUGUCACAGCCAGUGUUCAAUAAAUAUCUGUCAUUCAGGAAAAGUGUUGAAUCAGCUAAUGUCCUCGUGGCUCAGCACGUUGACUCGCUGUGUGCAUUUGUCACUGAGAGAGAGAGAGAGAGUCAGUGACAGCUACAGCAGUGCUUGGCUCGCUUCCAGAGAGAGGACGACGACGAGGGCUUCUUGUCGUUUGAGUUAGAGCGCGACCGUCUCUGCAGGUGGAGGCAGACAGGAAACAUUUGACCCGAGUGUCCUGGUUAGCCAUGCAGGAAGAAGAUGUUGAUACAGAGGCAGGAGCUGAUUUACACUUGUGGGUUUUAUAGGUGUCUGCCUUCAAUGCCACAUUAAGAACCUUUUAUUGAGCCCUUUGAACUGAUUUUUAUUCAGGGGAAAAUUCACACUAAAAAGACAGAUUAGUGUCUUAUUGUUGACACAUCAAAUUUAGUCAUAUAUCCUUUCUUUAGUUGGCAAUUGUUAGGAUGAAUAUUUUCCUUUUGUUCGCCUCUAUACCAGUUAAAAAGGCUGUUGAGAGUUUGUGUUCAAUUCACCCUUUGAAUUCAACAGAACAUGGGAGGACAUUUUUUGCCAGAGUUCAUUUCAUGUUUGUUUGUCUGUUCCCUUAGACAAAUGAUCGGACAUUACCUUGUCUGUUUUCAGCCUGCUUAAACCACUACUGCAACUGAUUGUUUACUGAUUCUUUUGACUCUGUUCUCUCUGUCACAAUUGCUAUGCUAACAAUAAUUUUUAUGAAAAGGGGGGAGUGGAUUGGGGGGUUCAGGCAGAAAUUAGUCUUUCAACCAAACAGACAUUUAAUCGUUAGCUAGAUUGUUAGCCCUUGCAUGGAGCUUCUUCUGCCUUAUAUUAUUUCAAAUAAUCAUACGGAAUAUGUUGUAUGUACGCACCUUAUCGAUCGUUUUAUUGAAGGUUUAAAGGUUCAGAUUGAGUCUACUGGGCAUAUUUCAAACUCUAUGCUAAUCUAAAUUUGGGAAAUUUUUUCGCAACUUGAUUAAAAUCGCUACAUUUCCAAUCAAACGUGAAUCAUUGCGCUCCAUUAACAAGUAUUCCUAAUGCUGUCCACACUGCUGUGACUAUCCAAGUGUUUCCAUGUUAUGUUUUUUUUUUGUAUAGGUAAUUCAAAAUGUGACAAUUUUUUUGGUUGCGUUAAACAAAAAAUCACACUGUAUGCAGACGACUUUCUUUUAUACAUUGCAGUUCCCAGAAGAGUAUCUGUGUUGGACACUGUCAUGUUUUCAUAAGAACUGAAGAGUUUUUAGUCCAAGUUCAAAAAGGGUGAAAGAUGAUUUAAAAACUGGAAGUCACCAUCACCAUCUGGUUCGUGGACUUGACUUCAAGUUUUGCAUUUUGGCUCUCGUAAUUUUUAUUGUUGGCACUCUGUAUUGGCUUCACUGCAUUCCUUUCUUGUGUACAGUCUUUAGUCCUGGCUCUUUUCGCAGAGAGCAGAUGACAAUACAGCUGCUCCUGUUUGCAGACUCUAAUUUGCAUGUUUUCAGCUUUACGCUGUCAGCUUUAUUUUGCCCUUUUCCUUGUUUUUAUCCUCACACCCCCUGCUCACUUUCUGUGAUGCCUUUUUUGUUCUCCCGUCUCAUCACCUCUGCAUGACAGUAUCAUCCAUUAAACCCCAUACUCACAUCCACACUCUCUCUCUCAAGGACCCUGCUGAGUUUACAAAGGGCCCUGAUGGCCUCUUAUCAAUUAGAACCAGUUUUCCAAGAGCCCUGCAGUUAAUUUGUGUUUUAUGAAAGCACCUCAUAUCAACUGGGUUUUCUGCAUUUGUUUAUCGCGAGGGACACAGUAAUUGCCAUUGCCACAUUUAUAGCUAAUGUGAUUUGUUUUAUUGCACUAAUUUCCAGCGAGACUCAGACGGAGUGAAAAGAAAUCUGUGUUCCUGAAUUACAUAUUUUUUAAAUGAUCCACGGUAACUUAAAUGUUUAAAUCAUGCAAGCAUUUAAUUUUAUAUAAAGUGAAUUUUCAAAGAAAUGUUUUUGUUGGCUAACGUUUAAAAGUGUAUAAUUGGUACAACAUGGCACUGCACUUAACCAUGUAUUAUAGCAAAGCUUCCAUAAUUAAGUGGCCUCAUUCAAAAGUUGUUGACAUUUUUUAACAAAGGGAAAAAGAAAAAGCCUCACAUGAAUCUGCAACCAUUGCUGCUGCUACGUUUUUUAUUCCCAUUUAAGGACAUUGUGUUUACAAUAGACACUGGAUCUGCACUGUAUAUGUAACUAUGGACUUUUGGUUCAACGGGCUAAUUUAUUAGCUACCUGUACAUUGUUUCUGUACAAAAAAAACACCUGCAUUCACUAACAUGACUUAUACAUCCUGCUGUGUCAAUUUGCAAGAUACAGUACAUUUUGCGUAGAAGUAGAUUAUUUCUCCAGAUGUUGGCCAAAGAAAGUGGUGUAAAGAAUUCACUAUUUGUACUGUUGAUUUGUCAAGACAUUGUUUAAAGUCAUGUAGUUUUCUUUGUGAACUGUGACACUUUCCAUCCAGUUGGUUCUGUAUGAUGUUUGAUGUAGAUAAUCCAAUCUAAGUUGUCUUCUCAGAAUUGAACUGACUGAUGUCAUAUCCUUGCUCCAUGUAGUUUAAACACCUGAGCUGUUCAGAAAGGAUUUUUUUCCAUAUUGUCUGUUAUGUCUUAUUUAUUUGAGUUCAUUAAAUUUCCACUUGCUUCCUUGCGGAUUAAAAAAAACACUUUG
This is a messenger RNA of Labrus bergylta (ballan wrasse), 8162 nucleotides long. RefSeq names its product sema domain, immunoglobulin domain (Ig), transmembrane domain (TM) and short cytoplasmic domain, (semaphorin) 4Gb (gene sema4gb). Gene Ontology annotation, molecular function: chemorepellent activity; semaphorin receptor binding. The record is from RefSeq and is a predicted model, not a curated record. NCBI's taxonomy places the organism in Eukaryota, Metazoa, Chordata, Actinopteri, Labriformes, Labridae. Gene Ontology annotation, biological process: negative chemotaxis; negative regulation of axon extension involved in axon guidance; semaphorin-plexin signaling pathway. Gene Ontology annotation, cellular component: plasma membrane.